CAUAAAGUCUCAGAAUCUCUGAGGGCAAACCUUCACAGUGAUCAGCUGUGCAGUGUGCUGAGCAGAACAACAUCAGGCUUAUUUUUCUUACACUUCACUGUAUUGAUGGCAACCUUUGAUGACCUGCUGGAAGAGGCCGGUUCUUUCGGCCACUGUCAGAAGCGAAUCUUCGCCCUGCUCUGUUUCUUGUCGUUGCCUUUUGCAGGCGUGUAUGUUGGCAUCGUCUUCCAGGGUUUCACCCCGGAUCACUGGUGUCGGGACCCGGCGGUGGUGGAGAGGAGGCAGGCGUGUGGCUGGAGCCUGGCAGAAAGUCGAAGCUUGACGGUGCCUGUGGACAACAGCUCUGGAGUGCAGCAGUACAGCAGCUGUGAGCAGUACGAGGUGGACUGGAACAACACUGGGCUGACCUGUGGCACACAGCAGCUGAACCUGAGUGAAUUUUCAAUGACAGCAUGCAAGGAUGGCUGGGAGUAUCACUAUGAAGGCAGGAAGUCGUUUGUCACAGAGUUCAACGUGGUGUGUUCAGAUGGGUGGUUGGUUGAUAUGUACCAGUCCACCCUCAAUGUGGGCUUCCUCAUCGGCAGCUUUGCCUUUGGAUACUUUGCUGACAGGUUUGGCAGGAAAAUGAGCUUCCUCGUGUCCAACUUCAUUAAUGUGGUAGCAGGAAUCGUGUUGGCUGUGGUUCCAAACUACAUCUCCAUCCUGGUGCUCAGGGUCAUCCUCGGCUUCAGUGUCAAAGGAGGCUGGAUGGCCACAUAUGUGCUACUCACUGAAAUCGUUGGAGUGAAAUACAGACGCACCGUAGGCAUCUUGUACCAGAUGUUCUUCAGUAUUGGGCUCCUCAUCCUCCCUCUGCUCGCCUACUACAUCACAGACUGGCGCUGGCUCCAAAUUGUCACAACUGCACCCUAUGUCCUUUUCCUAUCCUACCACUGGCUCAUCCCAGAGUCUCCAAGAUGGCUUAUCUCUCAGAACCGUUCUGCCAAAGCUAAGAAGAUCAUGGAAGCUAUGGCCAAAGAGAACAAGAUGGAAAUCUCCAGCUGUUUUGAAAGACUAACGGAUGACGAAGUUGAGUCCACAUCUGCCUCUUUGUUGGAUUUGAUCAGAACUCCAAAUAUGAGAAAACGCACUCUCAUCCUCAUGUUUAACUGGUUCACCAGUGCUGUGGUGUAUCAGGGCCUCAUCAUGAGGGUGGGGAUAGCAGGAGGAAAUAUUUACGUUGACUUCCUCAUUUCUGGUUUGGUGGAGUUUCCUGCUGCUUUUCUCAUCCUUGUCACUAUUGAGCGCAUCGGCCGGCGUCUCCCAUUCGCUACAGCCAACAUUGUCGCUGGAGCUUCCUGCAUCAUUAUUGCCUUCAUCCCCGACAGCACGUACUGGUUAAAGACAACAGUGGCCUGUAUCGGCCGGAUGGGGAUUACUAUGGCCUUUGAGAUGGUGGUAUUUGUGAAUACUGAGCUCUAUCCAACAUUUGUGAGGAACCUGGGAGUGUCGGUUUGUUCCACCCUCUGUGAUGUUGGAGGCAUAGUGUCUCCGUUUCUGCUCUACAGACUGGCUGCCAUUUGGCUGGAGCUGCCAAUCAUUAUUUUUGGAGUCGUGGCCCUUAUAGCCGGAGGUUUGGUGCUUCUGCUGCCUGAAACUAGAGGAGUUUCUCUCCCAGAGACCAUCGAAGACAUCGAGUUCCCUGAUCGAAAAAAGAAUGCAGAGGACAACCAACAAAUGAAGAAACUUACAAAAUCUUUUUUAUUGGAAGACUAAAAGACAACUGGAUGACUCUUUUAUUUCAACCAACAAAAAUAAGAAGACUGUCUUUUUUUUAAGUACAUUUUCUGUAAAUGAUGAGUGCCCCAUAUCCUUUCAAUUAAAAUACAUUUUUGCUUUUACAGCCUAAACUUAAAAACCUAAACCUAAAACCAGGUAUUUGUUCUGUAUGAAGAAAUUUUCUCAAAAGAAAAAAAAAACAAAAAACAAACAAACAAAAAAAAAAACCCACCUGACAGGUAUCAAGUAACAGUAACUUUAAUCACAAAUGGCACACAUACAUUUAGACAUCCCCAAAUAGCACAACAAAUUUGAUGGUGGAUAGCUUUUAGUUGGCUUUCAUGGUUUCAGCGAUCCAGUCCACAAACUUUGAGACUCGAGCGUAGACGCCAGGUUUCAUGGCAUUGGCGCAUCCCAAACCCCACGAUGUCACGCCCUGCAGGAUGUACCUGUUCUGUGAAUAACAAACCAAAGGACCUCCGCUGUCGCCCUGCAGGGAGAAUACAGACAUAUUUUACAAAUCCACUCUCUCAUUUAGUGAAAAAUAGGAUAAUAAGAGCUGUGUAGGACAUAAAGUCAUGAUAAUACUGAUUAAAAUGACACUUCAAAAAGGAAAACUUCUCCUCUAGGUAGUUUCUUUGUCAGUCAGUUGGUUUGUUUAAUAAAAGUAGGUGCUUAGAGGAAGAAAAACAUUUACAAAAACCUGAGGAACAUGUGUUGUGAUGUCAAAGAUGACAUUUAUAUGUUAUUUGAAAGAAAGCAUCUACCGAUGUUUGCAUGCAACGCAGCCCUCAAGUUUUUUGUUCUCUGGAAGGGGCUGCUUAAUAGAAAGCAAAUAUCUACAUUAGGAGACUUUUUUCUUAUUAACCUCUCAGCUAAGAACUGAAACCAGAAAACCUUUACAUGAACUGAGUAUGUGAGGAUAGCAGGUAAAACCAGCCGCAUAUGUAUGCUGAUCUACAGUAUGCUUUUCAUUCAUGCUGUAAAUGAACAUUAACAGAAAGUAAAAGUACAUUUGGAGCCUCUUCCACCAUUCAUGACUUUGGGGUAAUUACAUAUGGACUACAAGUCAAGGGUGCAAAGAGAUUUGGCACAAUACAGCUCUGACACCAACACUAAGUCAGACACCAACAGUAUAUUUAAAGUUGUCUUUACCUGGCAGCUGUCAGUUCCUCCUUCGAUAUUUCCAGCACACAUUUCAUGAUCUUUGACUCUGCCGUUCAGGUACGAUGGACGAUUACAGACCUUAUUCUCAAUCACAGGGAAGCCAGCUUCCUUCAGGACACCUUCACCCCCUGUGCCUGCAACACACCUGCAGUUAUCCUCUUAUACUCUGCAUUUUAAGAUGAGUAUCACAGUUACAGUGCACUGUUCUAUCAUACAUAGUGUCCACUUUACUUAUAGGCUAUUUUUUGUGUAUGCAUGAGUUAGGAUGGUAUUUAUUUGAAAGAA
This is a messenger RNA of Melanotaenia boesemani (Boeseman's rainbowfish), 3210 nucleotides long. RefSeq names its product solute carrier family 22 member 2-like. Gene Ontology annotation, cellular component: membrane. Bases 106 to 1755 code for a protein of 549 amino acids. Gene Ontology annotation, biological process: transmembrane transport. The record is from RefSeq and is a predicted model, not a curated record. The transcript has 12 exons. NCBI's taxonomy places the organism in Eukaryota, Metazoa, Chordata, Actinopteri, Atheriniformes, Melanotaeniidae.